Hibiscus syriacus is the source of this 510-nucleotide messenger RNA. Its product is annotated as protein FAR1-RELATED SEQUENCE 5-like. Gene Ontology annotation, biological process: regulation of DNA-templated transcription. The record is from RefSeq and is a predicted model, not a curated record. The coding region runs from base 1 to 510 and encodes 169 amino acids. The transcript has a single exon. Lineage: Eukaryota; Viridiplantae; Streptophyta; Magnoliopsida; Malvales; Malvaceae.
AUGGGGUAUUUAUAUGGAAAGCAAAAAUAUGAUCUUUUUUGUGAGACACAAGAGGGAUCAAUUUGGAAACUUAAAAAAGUUGUUAUGGUGAGAGGUAUAUCACACGCUGACUAUAAAGAAUUCAGGCACAUACUUGCAUUUGAUAUGACUUACAAGUGCAACACAUACAACAAGCCAUUUGUUGAUUUAGUUGGUGUUAAUCAUCAUCAAAACACAGUGCCAUUUGGAUGUGCAUUGGUUGUGAAUGAGAAAGAGGGUACCUAUGUGUGGGUGUUACAACAAUUGAUUGAGGUGGGAGAUGGCUACAUACCACUCAUUGUUAUUACUGAUAGAGAUAAGGCCAUGGAAAAUGCCAUUUUUGAAGUACUACGUGGGACAAAACAUAGAUUGCGUAUAUGGCAUCCAAUAAGGAAUGUACAGUCUAAUGCUCAACACAGUUUUCACGAUGGAUUUUUUAGAUGUGCUGAAAAGUGUAGAACGCCAUCAGAUUUUGAAAGGGAUUGGAAAUAA